AUGCACGUGGCAGCCUGGCAGGGUCACUGGGGGGCGCUGGAAGCUCUUGCGGCGAGCGGGGCCGACGUGGACCCCAUCGACGAUGCGGGCAACACGCCUCUCCACGACGCAGCUUCAAGCCGACAGCUUCUCGCGGUGGGCGUCCUGACUGGUCUCGGGGUAUCCACCAGGCAGAAGAAUAAGGGCGGGGAGACCCCUCAGGACCUGUUGGGGAAACCUUCCGCUGAUGAACUCCUCUCCAUGGUAAUGACAGCCGGCAAUCAGAUUGAUACGGACCAGGGUUGGGCACCAUGGCGAAGCAUUGUGCUACGUCUGCGGCCGUGGCGAAAAGGAGGGAGAUGCAGGUUAGUUCUUAUUUUCCCCAAAGUUCCAGUUAUGUGUGUAGAUGCGGAGCACUCGAAGAAAUGCAAGAAUGGAAAAACUGAAAUCAUGUUGUGUAGAGACAAAUUCGAGGAGCAGCAGAAGGAGAUGAAGAGAAAGUACGACUCGAAGGAGGCGGAGGCAGCCAACCUGCAGAAGAAAAUCGGAAAGAUCAAUAAGGAAAGGAAAAAAGAAAUCAAAUUACUGCAGGACAAACUCGAGGAGCAGCAGAAGGAGAUGAAGAAGUAUGACUCGAAGGAGGCGGAGGCAGCCAACCUGCAGAAAGAAAACACAGAGCUCAAGAAGGACCUUCACGAAAAGGAAAAGGAAAUCAAAUUAAUCCAGGUAUGUGUAAGAGACACAGAGAGGGAAAGAAGAGAAUGA
Messenger RNA from Penaeus monodon (black tiger shrimp), 744 nucleotides. RefSeq lists its product as uncharacterized. The transcript has 4 exons. NCBI's taxonomy places the organism in Eukaryota, Metazoa, Arthropoda, Malacostraca, Decapoda, Penaeidae. The coding region runs from base 1 to 744 and encodes 247 amino acids. Gene Ontology annotation, molecular function: protein binding. The record is from RefSeq and is a predicted model, not a curated record.